AUGAGUAGCAAUGGCGAAGCAAUUGAACGUUCCCAUCAAUCGGAACCCAUAAAUUCUUAUAAAAUUACAUCUAAAGAAGCAACAGAAGAUUCAGCUGAUGCCAGUGAAGACUCGACUGGACGUCGUCGAUCGAAUUACUCAGUAAAGAAGAAACGCGAGCUUAUUGCACUUGCUCAGGUUGCGGGUAUCCGUGAAGUUUGUCAACUUGAGGGUGUACCACGUCGUACAAUGCGUCAUUGGUUGCGUGAUGCGGAAAAAAUUAAUAACUUCGAGGGUCCAGAUACACGCAAGUCUAUUGGACGUUUAGGUCGCCGUGAGCUAUUACCUUUUGGACAAAAACUAAGCAAAUUCUUGGAAAAGGGGCGAUCUGAAGGUAGAGACAUAACAUCGUCACAUAUGAUUGAAUAUAUUCGACAGGAACAUGCAGAGUGGCUUGAGUGCUAUAUGGCAGAUAAAUCAAGUACGGAGAGUGGGCAUGCAGCGCUUGCGAGACUAUGUCAAAGGUUUGUUGAGCGACAUGGAAUUACUCAGCCGGAAAGUGACAGUAUUUUAACACGGCAUAGUACAUUAAUGCCCGAUAUGACAGCAACGGCAUGUAAAAAACAGUCUACAAAGGUCACGCUGUCCUCAAAUGAUAUGCAGACGUCUACACAAUUGAAUAUGUUAGAAUGCGAACGAGGUGACAAUACUCCGUUGCUAUUUGGAUUAGAUAUUGGUACUUCGGCUAUCAAAUGCGUUGUUGUGAAAGCUAAAGGUCGAGAAACUGUUGCUACGACAAAUGUUUCGCUGAAAGAAGUGACUGUAUCGGCUCGAUCAAAUGACAAAAUUGCCAAAUAUAAAGAAGGCGUGCAGAAUGUCGACCAAAUACUAUUGGCAGUACAGCGCGCUAUAGAAAUGCUUCCCGAAUCGGUACGUCGUCGAGUUUCGUCGAUUGGAAUCUGUGGUCAAAUGCAUGGGAUUGUGUGGUGGUGCAGUCAUGCUGUUCAUGAAUCAGCGGAUCUUUUAUUAAAAGCACGGGGUUCUUGUAUCUACAAAAGUGAAGACACGCUCGACCCAGCGUGGAGUGAACUGAUUACUUGGCAAGACCAGCGUUGCACAGCAUCUUUUAUAAAAAAAUGUCGAGAAAAGGUUUCUUCCUUUCACACGGCGGAAACUUCUGCGAUAUGUAGUCCAAUUGCUGCUGGUUAUGGACUUGCCUCAUAUUCACACAUUUUAGAACACUCUUCACACACAUUAGUGGGCAUGGAUGCAUGUGGAACCAUUCAAGAUUUUGUAGCUUUUGUGCUAUGUGGUCAUACACUUUCUAGUGAGACGGCCAUGGAUACAACGAAUGCACAUAGUUGGGGUGGCUUUAAUAUGAAUACUCUAGCGUGGGAUUCUCAUGUAUUGCGUGCGUUGCGAAUUCCAUUCUCGAUGCUCCCAACCGUUAAAAAACCAGGCUCUUGCAUUGGUCACACCUGUACGGGGUACACUGCUUUUGGGUUGCCCUUUCAAAAACCUGUGUACGUUCCGAUGGGUGACCACCCGUGCUCCGUGUUGGCUGCAAUAUUAAAAAGCCAAUCAGCAUUGGGUAAAGAUCUCAAGCUAACGCUCGUCAAUAUUGGCACGUCGGCUCAAUUGGCCAUGGUCUUAACUGACGCUGAUGUUGUCAAGCUACCAUUUGGCCCGAAAAGCGAUUCUCUGACCAGAAAACAAGGCAACUUGAGCUUUGAGCAAUGGCAAAACUGGACUAAAGAGAUGGGAUUAGCUUCUGCAGAUAAUGGUGAUGAGGAAUCGGCAACACAAAGAGAUGCUGAAGUCUACGCCCGGCUUAUUCAAUUGGGAAUGCAGCACCAAAACACGCAACUCACGUUUGUGCCGACGUUAAAUGGCGAGCGCGCUGACCCAGACGCCACCGGCAGUAUCUUAAACUUGCGAAUGAACAAUUGGAGCAUGGGUGAUAUUACUGCUGCACUGUCUCGCGGCCUUGUUGACAACCUCUUUGCUAUGAUUCCAACAGAGGUACAAGCUCUCAUUUCUACGCAACCGAUUAUCGGUACAGGCAAUGCCCUCGUACGCAAUGAACUUAUCCAACGGUUUCUACGGUGUCGUCUUGCUAAUCCUCAGAAUUUGCAUCUACAGACAACUGCUGAUGCAGCUGUGGGCGCGUCGCUUGCUCCUUUACUUGUAGAUUAUGCAGUGUAG
Molecule: messenger RNA, 2184 nt
Organism: Plasmopara halstedii
Lineage: Eukaryota; Oomycota; Peronosporomycetes; Peronosporales; Peronosporaceae
Product: Ribulose kinase and related carbohydrate kinases
Exons: 4
Coding region: 1-2184 (727 amino acids)
Biological process (GO): carbohydrate metabolic process
Cellular component (GO): cytosol
Molecular function (GO): sedoheptulokinase activity
Source: RefSeq, a predicted model, not a curated record